GACAUCACGCUACUCCGAUCCUCCUUCCCCUGUCCUAGUCACUCAAUUAUCAUGCACAACAGCUAAAAUCAAAGCAACUGACCAACAAUUAAAAUAAGACAUAAAAUCCGCCUGAUCACACAAAAUAUCUUUUUGACACUCUCAUUCUUCCUCAUUUCAUUUCAUUUCAUUUCAUUCCAUUUCUAUUUGCAUCUUCAGACUACCUCUCCUCAUUUAUCUAUUAUUAUUACCUCACAAUGCCAGUCUCUUCUGUUCUGGCCAGUCCGGCCGUACAAAUGAUCCAGUCAUACCUCAAUAACCCUCGCCUCAGCAACGUUAAAAACUUGGUUUUCAUUAUCUUUGUUUACAAGCUCCUCAAUUGUCUCAACACCAUAUUUUUGGUUCAUGGACCAACGAGGACCUGCAAAGAAAUCAAGGCCUAUCUCAGCUUGCUUGCAUUCAAGUACAUUAAGAUGAUUCCGAGUAUAAGAAAGAAGUUGGAAAGGGAACUCGGGAAGGCUGCCAAGGAUAUAGAGGAUAAAGUCGCACCCCAGGAUGAUAAGUUCCCUCGCUACACAACCUUGCCUGUGAAAGGUUUCUCGGAAGAAGAGAUGACAAAGGAGCUCGAGAGAUACAGCGAACUACCCCACACUCGUUGGGAGGAAGGGCGCGUUUCUGGUGCAGUGUACCACCACAACAAAGUUCUUUCCGAUCUUGGUGCUCUUGCUUACAGUAAAUUCUCAAGUGCUAAUCCUUUGCAUCCUGAAGUCUUCCCUGGUACAAGAAAAAUGGAGGCAGAAGUCUGUGCUAUGGUGUUACAGCUUUUUAAUGCUGGUCCAAAGGCUGGCGCUGUUAUGACCUCUGGAGGCACUGAGUCAAUUUUGAUGUCAUGCAAGACUCAUCGUGAGUGGGGUAAGGAUGUCAAGGGUAUCACCAAGCCUGAAAUUAUUGCUCCUGUUACUAUCCAUGCCGCAUUCGAUAAAGCUGCCAGCUACUUUGGAAUGAAGCUUAUUCAUGUCCCUGUUGAUCCCGUCACUAUGCAGGCGGAUAUCAAGGCUGUCAAGAAAGCCAUUAAUAAGAACACAGUCCUUAUUGCGGGGUCUGCCGUCAACUAUCCUCAUGGUGUUAUGGAUGAUAUCGAGGCCUUGGGCAAGUUGGCUUUGAAGUAUAAUGUUGGUCUUCAUGUUGACUGUUGUCUUGGUAGUUUCAUGGUAGCAUUUGCAGAAAAGGCUGGCUACAAAUUGCCUCCCUUCGACUUCCGUGUUCCCGGAGUGACUGCCAUCUCCUGCGAUACCCACAAGUAUGGAUUUGCCCCCAAAGGAUCGUCAAUCAUCAUGUAUCAUACCAAGGAGUUGCGCCGAUACCAAUACUUCAGCAUGGCAACCUGGCCAGGUGGAAUUUAUGCCUCUCCUUCCAUUGCCGGUUCACGCCCCGGCGCGCUGAUUGCAGGAUGCUGGGCUACUUUGAUGCACAUUGGUCAGGAGGGCUACAUUAAAGAGGCUAAGCAUAUCAUUAGUGCUCAGAUCAAGGUCCGCAAAGCGAUCGAGUCUAUCCCCAGCUUAUAUGUGUACGGUGACCCCAAGACUUCAGUUGUUGCAUUCAACUCGAACAAGUUCAAUAUUUAUGACAUCAGUGACCAGAUGUCAAAGCGUGGCUGGCACUUGUCUGCUCUGCAAAACCCACCAGGAGUACACUUCACCAGUACAAUCCCCUCUGCUGAUGCCUCGGAUGAGUUUAUUGCAGACCUAAAGGAGGUUAUGGCUGAUUUUGAGGCAGGCAGGAUCACAGAGACAGGAUCCACAGCGGGUAUGUACGGUAUGGCUGCUACUGUGCCCUCGUCCGUUGUUGCAGAAGUUGCUUGUGCUUUUGUAGAUGCCCUUUAUAAGCCAUAGAUUGAAUUCACAAAUGAAAAUGUACAAUACAAAUGCAGUAAGAAAACUUGCUUAAAC
Molecule: messenger RNA, 1928 nt
Organism: Lobosporangium transversale
Lineage: Eukaryota; Fungi; Mortierellomycota; Mortierellomycetes; Mortierellales; Mortierellaceae
Product: sphinganine-1-phosphate aldolase
Exons: 4
Coding region: 237-1871 (544 amino acids)
Biological process (GO): sphingolipid catabolic process; carboxylic acid metabolic process
Cellular component (GO): endoplasmic reticulum
Molecular function (GO): pyridoxal phosphate binding; sphinganine-1-phosphate aldolase activity
Source: RefSeq, a predicted model, not a curated record